Messenger RNA from Fulvia fulva, 219 nucleotides. RefSeq lists its product as uncharacterized. The record is from RefSeq and is a predicted model, not a curated record. The transcript is spliced from 2 exons. Bases 1 to 219 code for a protein of 72 amino acids. NCBI's taxonomy places the organism in Eukaryota, Fungi, Ascomycota, Dothideomycetes, Mycosphaerellales, Mycosphaerellaceae.
AUGAAGUUUCUCUCGAUCACAUUGGCUCUCUCAGCUGCCUCUAUCGUCUAUAGCAUGCCGCUGUUGAGCUCCGCCUCCGGGGCUAUUAUGAAAAGAAAUCCCUUUUCAGCUUGCGGAUUCUACAUCGCAUUCUGCGGCCUAGAAACCGAUGCAAAGACGAAGGAUAAUCAUAAAGUUGACGAUUCGCCGGCCAACCCUUUGAUUAAGCCAGGACAUUAG